Molecule: messenger RNA, 8232 nt
Organism: Salvelinus sp. IW2-2015
Lineage: Eukaryota; Metazoa; Chordata; Actinopteri; Salmoniformes; Salmonidae
Source: RefSeq, a predicted model, not a curated record
UGCGGGAGAUGGUGGCUCCUGUCCUCAAGAGUUUCCAAGCCCAGGUGGUUGCUCUGAACAAGCGCAGUAAGGAGGCAGAGUCUGCAUUCCUGGGAAUCUACAAGCAGCUUAUCGAAGCCCCAGACCCAGCUCCUGUGCUGGAGGCCACACACACCCUGGAGGAGAGGCUGCAGCAGCUGCAGAGUUCGGCCCCAGACAGUGAGGCCCUGGUCAGGGAGGUCAGCAGGCAUUGGAGGAGACACCUGGAGUGCCUUAACAAGCCAGACGACACAGAGGACGGCCCAGCAGCAGCGUCAGGAGCUGGGGAGGCAUCGAGCCGGACCGCCUGUGUGAUGACUCCCAACAGCAAACAGGCCUUCAGAGCCACAGGCUCACCUCAGCAGAACCACCAGAUCCAGAGUCAGACAGAGGGGGAGGCCGAAGACGCAGAUACCACCCUGGUCGACAGACUGGGUGAGGCCGAGGAGAGGAUCAAAGUGCUGCAUUCAUCUCUGAGCACAGCCCAGACAGACCUGCUGGACCUGCGGUGUAAAUACGACCAGGAGAAGGCCAACAAGGUAGAGGAGGUCAGCGUGAUCAUGAUGAACCUUGAGAAGGCGAACCAGAAAGCGGAGAUGGCCCAGAGGCAGGUGGAAAGGCUAAAGGAGCAGCUGGCCAGUGCCCGGAGCACCACCCCAGGCAGCUAUAAUCCACCAGAGGGCACUAGUGGGGAGAGGGAUGAGAAGGGUGGUGUGUUGUCAUCCAAGUUGGAGGCUAAGCUGAUUGCUAAAGACCAUGAGAUCCUCAGGCUGUUGGAGAACAUACAGAGACUGCAGUUCGCACUACAGGAAGUCCAGMACACCUCAGCCAAUCAGAUCAUAUCGCUGGAACGCCAGCUGGCCUAUAAAACAGACGCUAUUGGGAGAUUAGAAGCUAAACUGCAAUCCCAGAUGGACUAUGACAAGAUUAAAACAGAACUCAGCAUACUGAAGGUAAUGAAGUUGGCCUCAGCGAAUGGUAGCUCAUCCCAGGAAUCUGCCAAGGCUGCAGAGGCUCUUUUGCUGGACAAAGAGACCUUUCUUCCCUCUCACAAAUACCUGAUGGAUAAGGCCAGAGUCUUACACAACAAUGAUGAGGACCAAUCGGAGGAGUCAGGCAGAGAGGGGGGCAGGCCCACAGGGUCCUUCUCCUCAGUCUCCCAGGUGGAUGUGCGUACCUCGGCCAGCCCUGGUCCUCCCACCAUGGACGUCUCCUCCUCUAGCUACGACCUCCCCCGCCCCUUUUCUGUGUCCCCCUGCUCAGGGGGCAGGCUGUCUGUGGACCACGUCCUCCACAAGCAGCUCCUCUGCUCCCCACUUUUCAAGAAGGAAGCCGGCAGCCCCAUCAUGGCCUUCCCCACCGCCCUGUACGCAGCCAAAGCCGCCCUAAUGUCAACCAAUCAGGGACCUGCAGGAACUGGGGGCAUUGAGGCGGGCCUGCCCAGCGACCAAUCGGAGAGUGGGAGCUCCACUGCAGGCGAUGAUGACCAGUUGGAGACAGCGGAUAUUGCCUUCCAGAUCAAAGAGCAGCUGCUGAAGCACAACAUUGGCCAGCGUGUGUUUGGUCACUARGUGCUGGGCCUAUCACAGGGCUCGGUCAGUGAGAUCCUGGCCCGGCCCAAGCCCUGGAGGAAGCUGACAGUGAAAGGCAAGGAGCCCUUCAUCAAGAUGAAGCAGUUCCUGUCUGAUGAACAGAACAUUCUGGCCCUCAGAACCAUCCAGGUCCGACAGAGAGGGAGCAUCACUCCUCGCAUCCGAACUCCUGAAACUGGGUCAGACGACGCCAUCAAGAAUAUCUUGGAGCAGGCCAAGAAGGAAAUCCAGUCCCAGAGAGGAGGUGACAUUAAGUCAUCCCUGGGCAGCCCCUCGGGCAGGAGCAGUAACGGGGCAGACAGCAGCUCAGAUGACACCAUCAAGAACAUCCUGGAGCAGGCCAGGAGGGAGAUGCAGGCGCAGCAGCAGGCCCUGAUGGAGAUGGAGGUCUGUGGCAGGGCCUCUGCCACCAGCGCUGGGCCCCAAGUGAAGCGCCUGGGGCUCCCUGAGGCCUCCAAGGGCCUGCCCCUACCCACCUUCAUCAAACAGGAGGAGGGGGGCACAGUGACUGUGUGCAUGGCCAACCCCGUCAGCAGCCCCCAAACCCCCCUCAGUGUCCUCUCCCCUGCCGCCUUCGUUCAGAACAUCAUCCGUAAAGUCAAGUCAGAGAUCGGCGAGGCAGGGACUUACUUCGACCAGCACUGGUCCGUGGAGCGGGGGCCCAUAGGCAUGGUGGGCGGCGUAGGGGGCGGCAGCUCUCAGCCCUUCACCUCAGUGUCUCCCUCCCUGUCCUCUUCCUCGUCCUCGGGCCCCUCGGCCCUGCCKCGGCCCCGGUUGGAGAACGGAGAGUGUCUGCCCAACAGUGAGGAGGCGUCUGCGGCUGAGGAGGACACUGGCUCGGGGAUGAUGCAGUCUGUGGAGGUGAAGGUGGAGACAGACAUGUCAGUGAGCGGGGAGUCAACUGGCCAUGGCCUGGCCUACUACCCAUCAUAUAUCCCCCGCACCCUGAAGCCCACCGUGCCGCCCCUGACGCCGGAGCAGUAUGAGAUGUACAUGUAUCGCGAGGUGGACACCAUCGAACUCACCCGACAGGUCAAAGAGAAGCUUGCCAAGAAUGGCAUCUGUCAGAGGAUCUUUGGUGAAAAGGUGCUGGGUCUGUCUCAGGGCAGUGUGAGUGACAUGCUGUCUCGGCCCAAACCCUGGAGCAAGCUGACCCAGAAAGGCAGGGAACCCUUUAUCCGCAUGCAGCUGUGGCUGCUGGACCAGCUGGGACAAGGACUCAACCAGCUCCCCAGCCAGAGCCUCUCUCAAGAUAAAAGCCCAGUGACGGCCCAGUCGUCACCCUCCCCGCCCUCCAGCCCAGAGGAGAGCCACCCCAGCCCGCUGGUGGAGCCCGUCAGCCUGACCCUGGAGAGCAGCAAGGAGAACCAGCAGCCUGAGGGCCUGGUGAACCUCCACCCAGAGGGAGGGAAGUCCACCCCCAGUCUGCUUUCCCUUCACCAGCCCCACGCCCCGCUGGGCAUCCAGGAGCUGGUGGCCAUGUACCCAGAGUUGGACACAUACGCUAUCACCAAGAAAGUCAAGGAGGUACUGACAGACAACAACCUAGGCCAGCGGCUGUUUGGGGAGAGUAUACUGGGCCUCACCCAGGGCUCAGUGUCAGACCUGCUCUCCAGGCCCAAGCCCUGGCAUAAACUCAGCCUCAAAGGCAGGGAGCCUUUUGUCCGCAUGCAAUUGUGGCUCAACGACCCGCACAAUGUGGACAAGCUGAGGGACAUGAAGAAGAUGGAGAAGAAAGCCUAUCUGAAGCGGCGGUAUGGGCUGCUGAGUACCGGCUCAGAUAGUGACUCUCCUAGCGCCAGCUCUGAGUGUGUGAGCCCGGCCCUGGUCUCCAUAGACCUGUGUCCCUACAGCCAGGUGAAGAAGCCCAGGGUGGUGCUGGGGGCUGAGGAGAAGGAUGCUCUGAGGAAGGCCUACCUCCUGGAGCCAUACCCAUCCCAGCACACCAUUGAGAUACUGGCCUCCCAGCUCAACCUCAAAACCAAUACCGUCAUCAACUGGUUUCACAACUAUAGCAGGUCCAGGAUGCGACGGGAGGUCCUCAUGGAGGGUCUCCAGGACAACGACACGGAUGCAGAACACCACAGCUACUCUCCCUCGGCCACACAGAGCCCCACCUCAGACGGGGAUGAGAGGGGGCUGCUGCACCCCACUGGACGCACCCACKCCAUCCUCCCCCUCAGCGCCAACACAUCACUGCCUCAUGUCAAACAGGAGGCCAGUGAGGGAGAGGAGGAGGAGGAGGAGAGGGAGGGCUUCAUCGGACAGUCUAAGAUACAGUGUUUCUCUAUGGGUGUCCAGUUCCCUCAGUUGAAAACGGAGCAUGGGGACCUGAUGGUCGGCUGCCAAGAGCCCCACCUGGCUCCACACUAUAUUCAGAGCCUGAGGCAGGAAGAAGGGAUGUGUAGCCAGGCACAGGGGCUCUUCCACGGGGAGCUCUCCCUAGAUGGCCCCCAGAAAGCCAGCCAGUCCAGGCACGGGGGUGACAAAUCCAGCAAGUCUUUUGUAGACCCAGUCAGCUUCAAGGCAUCAUCGGAGCCCUGUCGCAGCAGCCUGGAGGUCUCCCUCAACUCCCCCUCCGCUGCCUCCUCACCCGGCCUCAUGAUGUCUGUCUCCCCUGUCCCGUCUUCCUCUACACCCAUCUCCCCAUCCCUGCCCAACCCACCCACCACAAGCACCAACCACAGCCUGGACCCUAACCCCCUGCCUCUCAUCCAGAGCCCCAAGCCCAACAAGAGUGUUCAGAGACGCACUGAGAAAAUGGCCAACCUCAACAAUAUCAUCCAUAGGCUGGAAAGAGCAGCUAACCGGGAGGAGACCCUGGAGUGGGAGUUUUAGGCCCCUCCCUCCCUCCACAUUUCCUCAGUCCUGCUGAAUCGCACCGCACAUGGGAGACUCUCAAAGAGAAGCUUCCAGAGCACAUGGGGUGGAGCCUGGCUCCUCAACGCCUGUGCUCCCUGUCUGAUCACACUAAAUAAAUACCCCUUUUCGGAAAACCGGGGGAACCAGAGCUAAACUCUUACAGAAAAAUUCCCUUAGAGGACUUUUAGAAAAUAAAAAAUAUUUAUAAAUGUGUUUUAGGUUUUUUGAUAAUGYAUACUACUUUGAAAUAUAUGUAACAGCACUAGCUGUUGUUUUACUUAAUGGACUCUGACGUAAAGACUUUUGCAGCUAUGGUGUCAUGAAAUGUACACUGAAGUUGUGUAGAUUGCCACUGGGUGAGAUUAAAAAAGACCCCUGUCUUAAGCCAUCAAAAGCACUAUAAUUAUUUAAAAAGAGACUGACCAAAUUUGCUACUUUUUGAAUAGCAAUUUUUCAGAUUUUGUCUGUAAGACAYGACUGUUUAAGUCAAGUACCGUGAAAUUCUACUACUGACUGAGAGAUAGUCCUUUAAGACUCUAAAUAUUCAACAUCUCGUAUGUACUUGGUUUCUUGGUUGUAUGUUUUGAAACAUUUGUAACAAACAUAUAAAGUGUGGUUGUACAUGUUGUAGAAUUGUCUGCAAUAGCCUUCUGAACCAGAUGUUGCAUGGUACUUCACUGACCCUGUUAUCCUCUAUAGUUAGUCACCUGUGAUAUACUUGAGCAAAAAUUUGUGAGGAAAAAAAAAACAUCUGCAAAACAUAAAGGAAAUGUAAAAUCUAAUUAGUAGAAUCUAUUUGGUGUAUUUUGUAUUUAUUUUUUAUCAUUGAGGUUUACUAGGCAGUAAAUGAAACUCACUACACAUGAGCACAGUUUACAUGAUUUAUUUCAGACAGCUCUCGUCCUCUAAAUCACUGGUUUCAGACUAUAACGGGCCAAUGCACACCUGGUUACCUCAGUUUUUGUUGAUGCAGAUCAUGCCAUGAUUGCAUUGUCAUUCACACUCAUGACCUUCCAACCUUUGAAUAAAUGGAUUAAGAUAUGUUUGAGUGAUGUCUCAGACAACAAUGGAACCUGAUAAUCUUCUAGUGAGGAGUCUCAGGCAAACAUGAGCAUUCUUUAAAGGCCACGUUGAGAACCCCUGCUCUUGGAUUACCAAGGACAACAUGCUUCAUCCUCUGCUCCCUUUCUCUCCAUCCUAAUUCUGUCCUUUCAGAGACUCAUGCUGUUCCUCCUGCAUUCAUGUCGAUCUUGUUCUUAGCUCAGUGGGCAAACACAGUCUUGAGUCAUACAAAAAACUCUGGUUUGAUUACAUGGUAGUAACAUACUGUAGAAAGAAAUAAUGCACUAUAGAGCACUGACAAGUCCCUCUGUUUGGCUCUGUCCGACUGGAAUAAAAAUCUGAAAGCAUGGAAAUGAAUCCUGAUGGAAAGAACAUGAUACAGUAUGACCAACAUUUGACUACAUUGAAUUCAGUUAGAAUGUACAUUCUAUGACACAAAAGGGAAUUGAUUGUCUCAUUAUCCUUGCCGCUGGCCACUACUGUAUUGAAUAUAUUAGUUUUGUCAUGCUUGCAGUUCGUUAUAAUCUUCUGUAUUUUCCUUCUGUUUUGUACUCAACCAUUUUAAUAGGUCUUCAAUACCUUGUGUAUGAACUACUUACAGCACUUAGAUUUAAAUAAUUGUGAGGAUUCAAGAAAUGUAAUUUUUAGUGUCCACAAGUGAGUCUUUGCCUUUACUGUAUCGUUGAAGUUGGUAGUAAACACUGUCUAACUAGUUCAGAGGAUUUGGAUUGUAUAUGUAUAGAUAUAUAAAUAUUACACAUUUACUGAAAAUGAUAUCUUAUGUUAUUGAACAAAAUGUGCUGACUAUAUUGAAAUAUAGUGUACAGAUUUAUUAAAGGGAUCAUUCUUCCAAAUAACAAAAUAACAUUGCUUACAGGGUAAGGAAACCAGUCUACGGACAAGGAAUGACAGUAAUCCAUGCUUUGGUUUUAUUUCCCUGGCACUGUUCCCAAAUGUUAACCUUUUAGCAUUUGUGGCACAAAUCCCAUUCAAGUCAUGGUACCGAUAUUAGUAUUUUCGCACAUCAUGUUCAAAUCAUCUAUAAGCAGGCAAGCAAGGCAAUUUCACUAUACUUGUGCACGUGACAAAACUUUUUGUUGAGCUUCACAAUCAAUUUGAGAUAUUUUCUGAUAAUUUGGACAUGAUGCUUUUUUUUGUUCCACAAAUUCCAAAACAUUAGCAUUUUGAAACUGUGCUAGGGAAACUAAACCAAAGCAUAGAUUGCAGCCGAACCUUGUCCGUAGACUGCUUACAGGGUAAGGAAACCAAUAUGUAAUUUUGUUAUUUGGGGGAACUAUCCCUUUAACUAAAACCCAUAUGAGCCAGUUCUGGUCUGGCAAGCUUGCCCAUGUUUUAGACCUUCUCUCAGGGUAGUCUUGCUUCUUAAAGCUUUACUGAACCAGUCGCUUUCAUAACUGGUAAACACAAUAAUUAAUGAAUAUAAUAACAGAAGAAACCAGUAGACAGCGGUUCUGCCAUAUGUUAUAUGGGAUUAUGGAAGUUUUAACUAUGGGAAUGCACAUGGAAAACUAAUGGUUGAUUUUUGAGAGAAAUGGCAGGCUAUUUUGUAAUCCAUUGGUACAAUGACAAUGUUCAUAAUUAGGUCAUUUAAUAUAGUGUUUUUUGUGAAGCAAACYGGGAGAGGCAAAAGUAUAAAAUUGCUGACAUCCUGACAGAACGGACUCUUCCAUACUUGCUGAGCAGAUACAGUAUGUGCUUGACACUUCAGAAUGACACUGUAUACCUCUAAGGAUGAAAUGGAGAAUCUGGAUAUCCUAUAUUAAUCUAUGAUGAACUGUCCUUUAUUUUUACAACUAAUUUUCUAUAUCAGUGAUACUGUGUAUGGGAGUACUUAGAAGUAACAUUUCUUGUAUGAGAUCUCAUCGUCUUGCACAGAAGAAUUGACAAAUAAAUGGCUGAAAAUGGAAUUGAUUUACACAGACCCUUAUGAACCUUUACAUAUUCACAUAAACCUAAUUUAAUUGUUUGAAUUUUGCAUGCAAUUUCAUACUGGUCACUUAAAAGGGGAAUAUACUGUUUUGUAUUAUUGUUCUGGCGCAUUGACAUUGAAUCAGCACUUAUCCCUUUUUACACUGGUGAAACCAUGCAUGUUGCAAUUGGCAAUUUUGGUGACAGACACAAUAUAUAUAUAUUCAACUGACUGAAUUGACUCUUUGUAGUAUUCACAAGACGGGUUUAGUAAUGUGUGAAUAAGAUGGUGAAUUGAAUGAAAACAGGACUAAACAAAGUCCCUCUGAAAUUUUCUAUCCCAAAUCCCUAAGUAAAAAGCAGACAUUUAGAAAUGACUUUUUAUCCCAUAUCAAUUAAGCCUCAUGAUUUUUCUGGCCUUUUUGAUAGAUUGUGAUUUGAUGGUCAUAGACCUCUGUCACUAAAAGGUGCAAAGUGGUUGAGUACUUGGGUAAGCAAGGAUGGGAUUGUUUUACUGAAAUACCUAUGAGAUUUGAGUUUGAUCAUAAAGCGAUUCCAAAUGUUGUUUAACAAUAUGUGCUCUGGCGUCACCUCUCCUGUCAAAAUAAAUGUAAUUAAAACCUGUUAAUACAGAUGAGGUGCUCAAAAGGCUAACAUCUCAUCUCAUGUUUCAAGGCAUUGGAAGCUGUUAAGGAAUGGACAAAAAUAUACCAAGUGUCUUGGAUUCACAUAUGUAUGAAACCAUCAUCCAAUACAUUAUUGAAUAAGA